Molecule: messenger RNA, 801 nt
Organism: Mesorhabditis belari
Lineage: Eukaryota; Metazoa; Nematoda; Chromadorea; Rhabditida; Rhabditidae
Source: the annotation of a GenBank genome assembly
AUGAAGCUAUUCUUGGCAGUAUUGGCCGUGCAAUCGGUGGCAGCGAUUGGCGAGAAUGCGAUGGAUCUCCAAACGAUCACUGGCAUCAUUGGCGGAAUUGGGAACAUGUUAGGAAGCACGGUGGAAACAGUGAAUGUCCCCGCAAAGCUCCUCAUGGGAAAAUGGCAUCAAAUGUACAAAGCGGCAAUCAACUUUGACGUUUUCCGGACACAAAUGUUCUGUCAAGUAGCUUAUUUUAAAGAAAACUCGGUGAUGGGAGCUGAUGGUUUUUCGAUUGAAGAAGCUUAUCGAGUUGUGUCAAAGAAUGGACCAAUUGAAACCUACAAGAGAGAUAUGAAUAAAGUUGGAUCUGGUCAGUACUGGAUGUAUACCGAGGAGUACUUCUACCCGAGACAAUUCUACAUAAUCCAUACGGGACCUGGCUACGACAAUGAAACGUUGACCACAAUGGCUCCAGAAGGACUUCAAUAUUUGGUGAUCUCUGACGCAAAUCGACUUUCAUUAAUGGUUUUCGCUCGUGAUCCAGUCGCUUUCUAUCAAAAAUACAAUGAAGAGGUGAAUACAUAUUUGAAAAAGAAAGGCUUUGGCGGGAAUGUUUUCUGGAAUUCCCCGAAGCCAAUCUAUCAGGGACAAGAUUGCGAAUGGCCUACGGAGAAGGAGGUUUUCGCUAGGAGAGUUCUAAAGAAUCAAGAACAAAACGAGAAAUCGAAAUCGUCUACUGAAAAAUCGAUCAUCUCUGAUUCUCCAUUCGCCGAUUUUAUCAAGAACCCAAAGAAAAUCCUUGAUCAAUUGGCCAAGCAA